Opisthocomus hoazin is the source of this 2466-nucleotide messenger RNA. The record is from RefSeq and is a predicted model, not a curated record. Lineage: Eukaryota; Metazoa; Chordata; Aves; Opisthocomiformes; Opisthocomidae.
AUGGCAAUGAGCAACUGGAAGAAAGAAGCAGCGGUGCAGCUCGGCUUUCCAUACAAACUUUUGCCUUGCAUUUCCAGCUCUUCCCAGACAUCUAGGAAGAGUAAAGAUCCCACGCCAAAGCUAAUCUCUUUAACCCUCAAAAGUGGAAAAAGAGGGAGCCAAGACACACUCCUGGGCUUGCAGAGCCAGCCAGCCACCGGGCCAAGCGCGCUGCGUCCCUCUCGGCUGCACGGACGUGGAACACACUCUGCCAAAAGCACCGGCCUCUCGCUGCAAGCACCGGGAAACAACCGCACACCAGCCAGGUACCCCGAGGAGUUGGCCUGGCACACCAACCUGAGCAGGAAGAUCUUACGCAAGUCACCGCAGCUGGAGAAGUUUCACCAGUUUCUGGUUAGCGAGACGGAAUGUGGAAAUAUCAGUCGUCAGGAGGCUGUUAGUAUGAUCCCACCUCUGCUGCUUGAUGUUAACCCUCAUCAUAAGAUUCUGGAUAUGUGUGCUGCACCUGGAUCUAAGACUGCACAACUCAUUGAAAUGUUGCAUGCAGACAUGAAUGUUCCUUUUCCCAAGGGUUUUGUAAUUGCUAAUGAUGUCGACAACAAGCGCUGCUAUUUGCUGGUUCAUCAGGCUAAGAGGUUAAACAGUCCAUGCAUCAUGGUGGUAAAUCAUGAUGCCUCCAGCAUUCCUAAUCUACAGAUAGAUGUUGAUGGAAGAAAAGAGGUCCUCUUCUAUGACAGGAUUUUGUGUGACGUGCCCUGCAGUGGAGAUGGAACCAUGAGGAAAAACAUUGAUGUGUGGAAGAAGUGGACAACACAAAACAGUUUGCAGCUCCAUGGAUUGCAGCUAAGAAUUGCAACCCGUGGUGUUGAACAGCUGGCAGAAGGCGGGAGGAUGGUGUAUUCUACGUGUUCAUUGAAUCCUAUCGAAAAUGAGGCGGUGAUCGCAUCUCUACUGGAAAAGAGUGAAGGUGCCUUAGAACUUGCUGAUGUAUCUUCUGAGUUGCCAGGUUUGAAGAGGAUGCCGGGAAUUACAAAAUGGAAGGUAAUGCUGAAAGAUGGACAGUGGUUUGAAGAGUGGAAAGAUGUGCCUUCAAAUAGACAAACACAAAUACGUCCCACUAUGUUCCCAGUAAAAGAAGAAGAGAAGCUAAAGGCAAUGAAUCUAGAGCGUUGUCUUAGGAUAUUGCCACAUCACCAGAACACAGGAGGUUUCUUUGUGGCUGUGUUAAUAAAAAAAUCUCCAAUGCCAUGGAAUAAACGUCAGCCUAAGGUUCAUCAGAAAUUACCACAAAGAACAGGAGACACUGAAGUGACAGCAACUAAUUCAGAUAAUGGUCCUGAAUGUAUUACUGAAGAACCGACACUUGCUGAAAACGAAGAGUCGAAGAAAACGCAAGAAUUGCAGAAUUCUGACACUGAGCAAAGCAAAAAGGAAGCAGUAUGUGGACCGCCACCAUCUAAAAAAAUGAAGUUGUUUGGUUUUAAAGAAGACCCUUUUGUGUUUCUCCCGGAAGAUGAUCCAUUGUUCCUUCCUAUCCAGAAGUUCUAUGCAUUGGACCCAUCAUUUCCCAAGAUGAAUUUACUAACUCGAACUCAGGAAGGAAAGAAGAGACAGCUGUACAUGGUUUCUAAGGAGCUAAGGAAUGUGCUUCUGAACAACAGUGAGAAGAUGAAGGUUAUUAACACAGGGAUAAAAGUCUGGUCUCGCAACAGUGAUGGUGAACAGUUUGGAUGUGCGUUCAGAUUAGCACAAGAGGGAAUUUAUACUCUGUACCCAUUCAUUCAUGCAAGAAUUAUAAAUGUCUGCAUAGAAGAUGUUAAAAUUCUGCUAACCCAGGAAAAUCCAUUCUUAAGCAAAUUCAGCAGUGAAACACAGAAGAAAGUCAAAGACAUGGGUAAGCCUUCUAAUUUAAAACCUGAUGAUCUUCAGUGUCCUAUAGUGCUGUGUGGUUGGCAAGGAAAGACAUCACUCCGUGCCUUUGUGCCCAAGAAUGAGAGACUUCAUUACCUGAGGAUGAUGGGAGUUGAAGUGUUUAAAGCAAAGAGGAAAGAGGAGGAAUCGGAAAGUAAAACGGAUGAAGAAGUUCAACAUAAGCUGGCACAAACAGGGGAAGGAAUGGAUGUUGAAGAUAAAGAACAUGAUUUAGUUACCAAAAUGGAAGCAGAAAUAGGUGAAGAAUCUUCCAACAGUCCUGUGGAAAGCAGUGCUAUGGAAGUAGAAAAUAAAAUUGAGGAUUUAGAUCAAUCUAGUAAAGAUGCCAACAGCCAUGUAAGCCAGGAAAGCAAAGACACAGAUACGAGUAAUGUGAAAGAUUAAUUUUCUUUCUAUGUUACUUGGGAGCUUCCAUGAGGCUCACAUCCAGACUUUUGCUUUUAGCACAGAAGUAUAUUUUAAAAUUUCGGUUGGAAUGGGGUGUUCCUCUUUUAAAGUUUUGCCUAUUUUAUUUUUUAAUGAGAACUAUAAAGA